Molecule: messenger RNA, 1059 nt
Organism: Lasiodiplodia theobromae
Lineage: Eukaryota; Fungi; Ascomycota; Dothideomycetes; Botryosphaeriales; Botryosphaeriaceae
Product: Catabolite repression protein crec
Exons: 6
Coding region: 1-1059 (352 amino acids)
Biological process (GO): carbon catabolite repression of transcription
Cellular component (GO): nucleus; cell division site; cell tip
Molecular function (GO): protein binding
Source: RefSeq, a predicted model, not a curated record
AUGGGGUUCUCGACGGGCGACAUAAUAUGGUACGAGCCGAUGUCGCAGAAGUAUGCCCGCAUCAACAAGAACGGAGCUAUUAAUGGAAGCGCGGUGUCAGAGAUACGCUGGCUGCCAAACUCGGAUAACCUGUUUCUCGCGGCCCACAUGGAUGGGACAAUGGUCGUAUACGACAAGGAGAAGGAGGACGCUCCAUUCGUUCCUGAGGAAAUGGGCGUACAAAACGAGAAGCCUCCGAGCGACAAGGGUCAGAGCACGUCACUCCAUAUCAAAAAGUCGGUCCAAUCAAGGAACCAGAAAAGCAACCCGGUGGCGGUCUGGAAGGUCUCGAGCACGAAGAUCAACGCGUUUGCAUUUUCGCCGGAUAACAGGCAUCUGGCGAUCGUGUCGGAGGACGGCUCGUUACGCAUCAUCGAUUACCUGAAGGAGCAGCUCCUCGACGUCUUCAGCAGCUACUACGGGGGGCUGAUUUGCGUGUGCUGGUCACCGGACGGGAGAUACAUCGUGACCGGAGGGCAGGAUGACCUCGUGUCGAUAUGGUCAAAGGAGGACAGCAUGCUGGUUGCACGAUGCCAAGGCCACAACUCGUGGGUCUCGGGUGUAGCCUUCGACCCGUGGCGGUGCGACGAUCGCAACUACCGAUUUGGCAGUGUCGGCGAGGAUGCCAGGCUGCUGCUGUGGGACUUCAGCGUCGGAAUGCUGCACAGGCCGCGAGCGGCAUCGGUCCGCGCAAGAGGCAGUAUCUCCUCGCACAUGCCGCAGCCGCGAACCCGACCGGACAGCUCGACAACCCGGCUGCGGUCGGACUCGAAUCUGACAACGGGCAGCGCAGACGGCGGCGGCGAGCAGGUGGUGCACCCUGUUGAGCCUCGGGCCCGAACGGCCAUGUUACCGCCGGUCAUGGCAAAAUCUGUUGACGAGCACCCACUUUGCUGGCUUGGGUUUGAGGAAGAUUGCAUCCUGACCUCCUGCGAGAACGGGCAUAUCCGCACGUGGGACAGGCCCAAGGAAGGCGCCGAAGGAAGCGAUUCGGCGCCGUCGACGACAGACAGCACAUGA